AUGUGUCGAGCAGAGAUUGCGCUAAAGCAGGCGCAUUGGGGGAGUCCAACUUGCGUGCGCUCUUUUGCACUUGCAGCGAGUCCGCCGUCUGCGGGACUCGUGGCGGGACAGGAUCAGGGUUCGAGUCUCCGUCAGCUACAACGCUUGCCAACGCCACACCGCCUCGUAGAGACUGCCACCGUCGCCGGCGGUAAGAGACGGGAUGAGAUGACCUGGUCUGGGGACGGAUUGGCCUCAUUUUCGCAAAAUGUACCGUGUCCUCGUCAAGUCACUGUGACAGGACGAUCCGAAAAUGGGAAUAAUGCCAUCUUCAUGCCACACCGAGUUUUCUGCCCAUCCACUGACUGCGAAGCUGAUGUAGCACCUGAGACUAUACUCAAUGUACAGCAACAAUGCCAGCUUUAA
Molecule: messenger RNA, 405 nt
Organism: Protopolystoma xenopodis
Lineage: Eukaryota; Metazoa; Platyhelminthes; Monogenea; Polystomatidea; Polystomatidae
Source: the annotation of a GenBank genome assembly